Molecule: messenger RNA, 2249 nt
Organism: Ictalurus furcatus (blue catfish)
Lineage: Eukaryota; Metazoa; Chordata; Actinopteri; Siluriformes; Ictaluridae
Gene: ccnyl1
Product: cyclin Y-like 1
Exons: 10
Coding region: 953-1972 (339 amino acids)
Biological process (GO): regulation of cyclin-dependent protein serine/threonine kinase activity; regulation of canonical Wnt signaling pathway
Cellular component (GO): plasma membrane
Molecular function (GO): protein kinase binding; cyclin-dependent protein serine/threonine kinase activator activity
Source: RefSeq, a predicted model, not a curated record
UAAAGGAGGCGGGUCCUGGUGGCUUCGGUGGCGGAACAGAUGGCGGCGACGGGCAACGGAUUGCGAUACUGGCCGGUGGAGUGGAGGAGGGCAUAACAAGACGGAACCUAAAGAAAAGACCCGGUGCGAGGAUUUGAACUUCGAAAAAAAAUAAGAAAAGAAAAGAUACUGUUGAUUUCUCGCAGCUGGAACAGCGGGAGUUUGUCCAUUCAUUUGUUCCGGAGCGGAAGAGCAGCCCGUGGACGGUGUUAGAGCCGAGGCCUCGGCACUGAGACUCGGGAGGGGCGGGGGGAUCCGGAACUGAGCCCCGACUCUCUAUCGGACUGUACCGGUUGAAACUGCCUGGUUUAGGAACGUAUCGCUAUAUAUCUGCUCUUCGCUAAUUUACCUGUCCAAAGCGCUGCGACGCUCAGAACUUUACUGUCGAGUCAGUUAAAGGGACAGACUAGCCAGCUAGCUUGAAGGCUAACUGACCGCCCAUUCAGAAAUAAUGAAUAGUUAGCUAGCGGAAUUAGCGUAUAGGCUAAAUGGAUAACAAUGGACAGAUUAGCUAGUGACAGUUCAGAGAGCUGUGUGUGAAACUGAUAUGUAGCGCGCAGUUUUUAUGGAUCCUAGGAUUAGACGGAAGCGGUAGGCAGUUAGCUGGAUUAAGUUAGCCAGCUUUGUUUAUCCCGAGUGCCGCGCGCACGCGCUCCCGUAACGUGUCCGAAUGAGAGCGCGCACAGUCGCAUUCACACGCCGGAGCCCCGCUGCUCGUGCUGGCCGGUUAGCGCAGUAAACUGUGUGUGUGUGUGUGUGUAUAUGUGUAUAUGUGUGUUGAGCGAGCACCGAGCCGAGUUUACCCGAAGCCCCGUCUCGCUGUGUUUUCAGAUGAAGCACUGAUGUGUGGAGUGAGCGCGGUGUGAAUUUCACAGGAACUGGGUUUGGGGCUCGGCACUGAGCGCGGUGCAUUAUGGGGAAUACAGUGUCUUGCUGCGUGUCUCCCAACGCAAGUCCGAAACUCCCGCGGCCCACCGAGCGCCUCGAGGACUACCCAAUAAACGCGGACCUGAGUGAAGACACCGGGCCGUACCUGCAGCACAUAAGCGACCGGGAACUGCCCGAUGAUCUAGCUUUAGAGUCCAAUCCUUCAGACCAUGCUCGUGCUAGCACCAUCUUCCUCAGCAAGUCACAAACAGAUGUCCGGGACAAGAGGAAAAGCAAUCAUAUAAACCAUGUCUCUCCUGGUCCCCUCUCCAAAAAAUACAGCUCCUGCUCGACAAUAUUCAUCGACGAUAGUACAGUCAGCCAGCCCAACCUGAAAAGCACAAUAAAAUGUGUUACUUUAGCAAUAUAUUACCAUAUUAAAAACAGGGAUUCUGACAGAUCACUGGACAUAUUUGAUGAGAAGAAGCAUCCUCUGUCUAGGGAGCAAGUUCCUGAUGACUACUCGCGCACAGACCCUGAACACAAACUGAUCUACCGAUUCGUCAGGACGCUGUUCAGCGCUGCUCAGCUCACCGCCGAGUGUGCCAUCGUCACCCUGGUGUAUUUGGAACGGCUGCUGACGUACGCUGAGAUGGACAUCUGCCCGUGCAACUGGAAGAGAAUCGUCCUGGGCGCCAUCUUACUAGCCUCCAAAGUCUGGGAUGAUCAGGCCGUGUGGAAUGUAGACUACUGCCAGAUCCUCAAAGACAUCACUGUUGAAGACAUGAAUGAGAUGGAGAGGCACUUCCUGGAGCUCCUGCAGUUCAAUAUCAACGUUCCGGCUAGCGUCUAUGCCAAGUAUUACUUUGAUCUGCGCUCGCUGGCAGACGACAACAACCUGAAUUUCCCGCUGGAGCCUCUGAGCAACGAGCGCGCUCAGAAACUCGAGGCGAUCUCCAGACUGUGUGAGGAUAAGUACAAAGAUCUGAGCAGAGCCGCCAUGAGGAGAUCCUUCAGCGCUGACAACCUGGUGGGGAUCCGCAGAUCCAACGCCGUGCUCUCCUAGACCACGUCCGCUCGUGUUCCCUCGGUCACGAUCAUAACCCACUCGACCAGUCUCCUUCCUGUCCUCCGGUACAGAUCUCUCACCGGCGUCGUCCCCUGCGACAACCCCACGACAUGUCUACAUCGAAACAGAAACUGACUCGAGAGUUUUGUUUUUCUUUCUCUUUUUUUUGUUGCUUUUUGCUUACUAUGUAGGCUACUAGCUGUGAAAUUUGUCAGUUUUUAAUUGAAAUCAAUUGCAGAUGGAGUAUUUUAAAUAAACACUAAUCAUGUAAAAA